UCGCUGCGUAUCGGUUCGAUAAAUAGGAUAGUUUUACGAAAUCUGGUCGCACUUUCAAGCAAUGUGACUUUUUAAUUGUUUAUCAUAGUAAUGCGAAAAUGGAACCUAUUUUUCUUCUGGAUACAAGAGGGAGUGCAAAUCCGCUUGAAGAUCAAGAGAAUCCAGUUGUGUAUAAACGAGAUUUUUUUAUUUUAAAUCAAAAUAGGUUUGAAGCUUGCGACGAUUUGGAAAAUUGUAAAAUAGAAUUUUUUGGCCUCAAACUAGACAGUAAAGAUAUUGACAAUGCUGUGAAAGAUAUGCAUAUAUGUAAAAAGAAAAUUACUUCCCAAGUGGAGAAGAACUUACAUUGUCAAGUCGAAAAGGCAUCUAAUUCUUUCGAAAAGUCCUGCCGGAAGCAGGUCUCAGAUUUUACUAAUAGCAGCGGCGUCGAUGAAAAUAUGAGGCAGAAAAACAUGGAAAACAAUAUGAAUAGUACAAAACGUGCUAUACAACCGGGAUUCGAUCAAUGCAAAUUAUUGCCAACUAUGAGUAGAAGGAAGCAACCUAUUUUUAAUAGAGUAAAACGUACAAAGAGCAUGGGAAGUAGUUGGUUUGAUCUGCCAGCUACUGAAGUUACUGAAGAAAUGAAUAACGAGUUGAAAAUUGUUCAAAUGAGAGCGGUUCUGAAUCCAAAACAAUUUUAUAAAAAAAACGAUUUAAAGAUUUUGCCAAAGUAUUUCCAAAUUGGAACCGUCCAACAUUCAGUUAUAGACCAUCAUAAGGAAAAGAAAACAAGAAUAUCGCACAAGACUCUGGUUGAUGAACUUUUGGAGAAUGAGACCUUUCAGAACUUUAACAAGCGUAAAUACAAAGAGGUGAAUGAACGUAAUAAUAAAUAUACCAAGCUCAAAACUUUAAAAAAAAACUUAAAAAAAUCAAAAAAUAAAUGUCAAACUUAAAAAAAA
Drosophila ananassae is the source of this 944-nucleotide messenger RNA. Its product is annotated as deoxynucleotidyltransferase terminal-interacting protein 2. The transcript is spliced from 2 exons. Lineage: Eukaryota; Metazoa; Arthropoda; Insecta; Diptera; Drosophilidae. Gene Ontology annotation, biological process: RNA processing. Gene Ontology annotation, cellular component: nucleolus. The record is from RefSeq and is a predicted model, not a curated record. Gene Ontology annotation, molecular function: RNA binding. Bases 99 to 938 code for a protein of 279 amino acids.